AUGCAGGCGCGCACAGCGCUGAUGGCGCUGGCGGCGCUGGGCGCGCUAUCGGCGGCAGCGGUAGCGGUGGCGGCGGCGGCUGAGCGCGGCGGCGGCAUCAAGGUCGGCGGCGGCAGCGUGGGCGGCGGCGGGCGCGACGGCGUGCGCGGCGGCGGCGUGCGGCUCGGCGGCGGCGACGGGCUGCGGCGCCCGCGCACGUCCCCCGCCCCUCCGCCGCCUCGCCCGCCCUCUGUCAUCACGGCAGCGCUCGUCGUGCCGCACAAGGCAUUCGGCACGCGCGACUACACGAAAGCCGAAAAGGCAGCACUAUCUAAACUGCCGCGCAAACUAAAACUCUUCUCGCAAGUGCGUCUAAAUGUUACGCUUUCUACACAAGGCCUGACGCCUAGUCCAAUGUCUAUUCUGGACUCGCUUUGUAAAGAAUUUUUGGCGGUUAACGUGUCGGCCAUUCUUUAUCUUAUGAAUCAUGAACAAUACGGACGGUCUACUGCCUCUGCUCAGUAUUUUUUACAAUUGGCGGGAUAUCUUGGAAUACCUGUCAUAGCGUGGAACGCAGACAAUAGCGGUCUAGAAAAACGGGCGUCACACGCAUCCCUGCGUCUUCAGUUGGCGCCCUCCAUAGAACACCAAACAGCGGCUAUGCUGUCUAUUUUAGAACGAUAUAAGUGGCAUCAAUUUAGCGUCGUUACCUCAGCUAUUGCUGGACACGACGAUUUUAUACAAGCGGUGCGAGAAAGGGUCACAGCAUUGCAGGAUCGCUUCAAAUUUACAAUAUUGAAUGCGGUAGUAGUAAAACGACCGUCAGAUUUGAACGAGUUGGUGACAAGCGAAGCUCGGGUAAUGUUACUUUACGCCACUCGAGAAGAAGCUGCUGACAUACUGUCCACUGCCGGCGACCUUCAUCUCACAGGAGAAAACUUUGUGUGGAUCGUUACGCAGAGUGUUCUUGGUUCAAUGCAACAACCUAAUAAGUUUCCUGUGGGCAUGCUUGGUGUACAUUUUGAUACGUCGAGUUCGUCGCUGAUUGCUGAAAUCGCAACGGCCGUAAAAGUGUUCGCUUACGGCGUUGAAUCGUAUAUUUCGGAUGUUGAGAACAUAAGGCAUCCCCUGGGGACUCGACUAUCUUGUGGCGGCGCAGGCGCGGGUGAAGCGCGGUGGUCGACUGGCGAGCGAUUCUAUCGGCAUUUACGCAACGUUAGCGUGGACGGAGAAGCGGGCAGGCCUAACAUCGAAUUUACUCCAGAUGGUGAACUCCGGGCUGCCGAGCUUAAAAUCAUGAAUCUCAGACCUGCGAUUGGAGAACAAUUGGUAUGGGAAGAAAUUGGGACGUGGAAUUCUUAUCCAAAAGAACGCCUUGUGAUCAAGGACAUUGUAUGGCCCGGUGGCUUACAUACGCCACCUCAAGGUGUGCCCGAGAAGUUUCACAUGCGCAUUACGUUCUUGGAAGAGCCCCCUUACAUAAACCUCGCACCACCAGACCCUGUCAGCGGUCGUUGUUCGUUAGACCGGGGAGUCAUUUGCAGAGUUGCUCCGGAAGUAGAUGUUGCUGGCUUAGAAGCAGGGGCUGCGCACGGGAACAGCUCGUUAUAUCAAUGCUGCAGUGGAUUUUGCAUCGACUUGCUACAGCAAUUAGCAGAACAACUGGGGUUCACUUACGAGCUGGUACGAGUCGAAGACGGUCGUUGGGGAACGCUCCAUCAAGGCAAAUGGAAUGGACUUAUAGCAGAUCUAGUCAAUAAAAAAACGGAUAUGGUGUUAACAUCUUUGAUAAUAAAUUCCGAUCGAGAAGCUGUUGUAGAUUUUAGCGUGCCUUUCAUGGAGACAGGCGUGGCUAUUGUGGUCGCUAAACGUACUGGCAUAAUUUCACCCACGGCAUUCCUUGAACCCUUCGACACCGCUUCAUGGAUGCUCGUUGGAGCCGUCGCAAUUCAAGCAGCUACUUUUUCAAUCUUCUUCUUCGAAUGGCUUUCACCAAGUGGAUUUGACUGCUCUACUGGGCACAAUUCAAAACGUGUACCACAAAACCGUUUUUCUCUUUGCCGCACGUAUUGGAUUGUAUGGGCAGUUCUAUUUCAGGCAUCUGUACACGUCGACUCACCGCGAGGGUUUACUGCUCGGUUUAUGACUAACAUGUGGGCUAUGUUCGCUGUGGUGUUCCUUGCUAUUUACACUGCUAACUUAGCCGCGUUCAUGAUAACUCGAGAAGAGUUUCACGAGCUCAGUGGCAUUGACGACCCUCGGAUAUCGCGGCCGCUGACACACAGGCCUGCACUCAAAUUUGGAACAGUGCCCUGGUCACACACCGAUGCCACCCUGGCCAAAUACUUCUCAGAGCCACAUGCCUAUAUGACCCAGUACAACCGUAGCACAGUGAGCGCAGGUGUUACGAGUGUACUAACAGGGGAGCUAGAUGCAUUUAUCUACGAUGGUACUGUGCUAGAUUAUUUGGUGUCUCAAGACGAAGACUGCAGACUUUUGACUGUAGGUUCAUGGUAUGCCAUGUCGGGUUACGGAUUAGCAUUUACUCGUAAUUCUAAAUAUCUCAGUAUGUUCAACAAAAGGCUACUUGAUUUACGGUCUAAUGGAGAUCUUGAAAGAUUACGCAGGUACUGGAUGACCGGUACGUGUAAGCCAAAUAAACAAGAGCACAAGUCGUCAGACCCGCUGGCCCUGGAGCAGUUCCUGUCUGCGUUCCUGCUGCUGAUGGCCGGCAUCCUGCUCGCGGCACUGCUGCUGCUGCUCGAGCACGUGUACUUCCGCUACAUGCGGACGCACCUCGCCGCCUCUAGCGCGGGCUCGUGUUGCGCCCUUGUCUCUCUCUCGAUGGGGCAAUCUUUAUCGUUCCACGGAGCCGUAGUAGAGGCGGCGUCCCGAGGAUUUGGAGCUGGAGGUCGUGGACAUUGUCGUUCUGCAGUUUGUGCAGCGCAGGUAUGGCGCGCACGACACGAGCGCGACGCAGCAGUGGCGCGCGCGCGGCAGCUGGCGGCGGCGCUGGCGGCCCACGGGCUCGCGCCGCCGCCGCGCCGGCUGGCGUCCGCCGCGGCGCUGCUGGCCGGCGGCGAGGCGCACGACGCCACGCGCCCGCGCACGCUGCACGCGCCGGCCGACCUCCUGCCAGACCUCGACCGUCCGCUCUCUUGCGGCGACUUACGCGCAAGAGAGCGGACACGAGUAGAAAUGGAAACAGUGCUGUGAGGCGUAUAUUGCGCCACCUUAUUUCAAUUCCUGAAGGCUGUUCUUACACCAAGUUAUACAAGACGAAGUUAGUUAUACCUAAUGUUAAAAUACGGACAGAUAAAAGAGCGUUGUAAUUAUUAAAUAAAUUAUUCCAAUUAUUAAAACAGAGAGCUGGACGUAGAUAGCGAAGCGUUGUUGUGGGACGCGCGCGCAGCGCAGGCUGGGCGCCGAGCGCGCGUCCUCGUGUUGUCUACUACAAUAAAAUAUAUUUUUUGGACAAUAUAAUUGUGUUU
Messenger RNA from Ostrinia nubilalis (European corn borer), 3470 nucleotides. RefSeq names its product glutamate receptor ionotropic, NMDA 2B (gene Nmdar2). The transcript is spliced from 15 exons. Gene Ontology annotation, cellular component: plasma membrane. Gene Ontology annotation, molecular function: NMDA glutamate receptor activity. Gene Ontology annotation, biological process: monoatomic ion transport. The record is from RefSeq and is a predicted model, not a curated record. Lineage: Eukaryota; Metazoa; Arthropoda; Insecta; Lepidoptera; Crambidae. Bases 1 to 3195 code for a protein of 1064 amino acids.